GCUCAGUGCUCACUCUCCCGUCCGCCCUCCGCACAGCUCAACGACGGCUUCCUCCUGUGGUGUGCGCGCAUCGUGCGGCGGCCGCUGUGGGCGCAGACCCCGAGGAAAGCAGCAGGAAAUUUGAAAUCCCUCUCGCUCCUCCUCCCUCGCCGCCGCCCCGCAAAUCCGUCCCGCCUGCGUCUGCUGGAACUGUUCUCCUGCCGACGCACACCACAGACGCAAAACUGCAAUCCACGCCUCCAAAAGCUGUGCCGUCUGCUCCCUCCUCAAACACCACCACCGCAUCGGCUCGCCGCGGCCAGAGUCCGUCACCACCUACGUCUGAAUCCCAUGGGGCUCUGUUUCAGCAAGAAGCAGCAAGCGAAGCGCCGAGACGGGCAGCCGUCCAAUGACGCCAAGAAGAGCGGCGGCCGGAAAUCCGGCAGCGGCGCCGGUGCCAAGAAGGCGCCCCAGGCAAAGGCGCCGGGGCCGGCGCCGACCAAGAAGUCUGUAGCCAGGCCGGAGGAGCCGGCGGCCGACAAGAGGACGGUGUUCGUCGUCAAGGCCGCCGCGGCGGCGGCGGCCGCGGAGGUCGCGGCGGCUUCGAAGGGCGGGUCUGGGGAGGCGGAGGCGGAGGCGAAGCGGGCGGCGCCGCCGGAGGAGGAGGCGGCGAGGCCCGUCGCGGUGGGGCGGGCGCCGGUGCGAACGUCGAGCUGCACCAAGGAGGAGGUGGACGCGAUCCUGAUCCAGUGCGGCCGCCUCAGCCGGAGCUCGUCGGCGUCCGGGAAGGCGCCGUCGGGCGAGCACGGCGGCGGGCACCGGAGGUACGCCGGGUCCAAGCGGAGCUACGACUUCGACCACGAGAGGAGGGGCGGCGGCGACGCCGACGAGUGCGAUUGGGGCAGGGAGGGGGCAGCGGCGUCGAGGCCCUCCCCGCGCCGCCGGACGCCGGAGCGGAAGCGGUCCGCGAGCCACGAUGGCCGCACUGGCGGCGGGAGCGGGAGCCGGAGCCGGAGGGUGAGCCGGUCGCCGGGGCGCCGGGCGGACGUCGCGCCCGCCGCGGGGAGCUCGGGGACCGCUGAGCGGGGGGCGCGGCAGCAGCCGGGGAAGAUGGUGUCCAUCCCGGCGAGGGACAAGGGGCGCGCGCCGUCGCCGGUGAAGGCUGCGUCAUCUGGGAAGAGGUACCCGUCGCCGAGGUCGAACUCGCCUGCGAGGGCGGCCGCCGCGGGGAAUGAGAACGCCGGGGUGCCGCCGACGCACGGGCCGUCGCUGAGCCGGAGCUCCUCCAGGAAGGCCGAGCAGUCGCCCUACCGGCGCAACCCCAUGGCAGAGCUCGACGAGAACGCUCUCGGUCUCGGCAACAAUCACCACCACAACAAUGGCAACAACGGCAAACUCCAAAAGAAAUCCGUUGACGCUGCCGUCACAUUGCCACAGAAGACAGCGGAGCGGGCAAAGGAUCAGAUCCCCAGUACCCGAGCUGCGAAGGAGAAGGAGAUUGUGGAGGAGGCCGUGGCGUCGGACACCAGAGCAUCGUCCGCAAGGAUGAACGCGACCCACUCAGUGUCAGUGAGCAUCGUGGCCGAGAACGUCACCAAUCCGAGGCCGGGGAGCCGGUCGUCGCGGCGUUCCUCGCGCGACCUCGACCACAAUGGCAACUCGUACGCGUCCCUGCUCCUGGAGGACAUCCAGAACUACCACCAGCAGAGCACCAGCGCCGCUGCGGCGCCGACCUUCGCGCUCCCGGCGUGCGUGUCCAAGGCCUGCUCGAUCCUCGACGCCGUCGCCGACCUCAACUCGUCGUCGUCCGCCGAGAACAAGAGCCUCGAGCUGGAGAGGUCGGCCAACGACAGGGAGUCCGUCAACGGGAGGUACGUGAUCGAAUCGGAGUUCGUCGGGAAGGACGACCUCAUGGAGCCGAGCAUCCACAAGUACGUCUCGGUGCGUGACAUCCGCGGCGGGGUCACCGGGGAGGCGGCGGAGCUGCAGGAGUCCGCCGGGAGCAACAGCUUCGCCGGCAACGCGUGGACGUGCUCAUCGUGGGAGCCCAAUUCCGUCGACUCCACCGACCGGACCAGGACGGCCUCGCAGUCGUACAACGGCGACGAGGUGGAGCAGGUCACGGAGCAGUCAUGGCAGAGCACGCAGGAGCCCAGCCGCCGUGGUUCUGCUGCUAGCAAUGUUCAGGUUCAGCGCGUGCGAGGCGCUCACCGCGGCAGCGGCAGCGCCUUCAGUGGCCGGUCCGAUGCUCGCGGGGUCUCAGCGAGCUCUUCGAUUGUUUAGGGACGUUACUGGCAGUAGGUCAUGGUAGUUUCUGGUUUGAAGUUUUAAUGGCAAGAUAGGUUGCUGCUUCAGAUUAGUCUUUCAGCGUUUGGAUUCUUUGCUAGUUUGGUGAUACAUUGUUCAGAUGUAAUCAGGCGGUGACAUUGGCAAUGUAUUCGUUCACUGUCAUUGCUUA
Molecule: messenger RNA, 2437 nt
Organism: Panicum virgatum (switchgrass)
Lineage: Eukaryota; Viridiplantae; Streptophyta; Magnoliopsida; Poales; Poaceae
Exons: 2
Coding region: 331-2262 (643 amino acids)
Source: RefSeq, a predicted model, not a curated record